ACUUGACGUCAAUACUCUCAAUAUUGCCGAUUUGUCUGAAUCUGGAUAAAAUGUGCAUGUAUUCGGUUUAAUCUCGUUUUGUCAUCUUCCCGCGCGACCUCUCGACCCGGAAGUCUUGAAGGAGCCUCCGAGAUGGUGGGAGUCUGCGGCGUCAGUCAUCGGCGGCCAUCUUAAAGCAGUGGAAUGCAAUGGCGGGGUCAGCUGCAUCGAACCUAAUGUGAGGGACUUUCUCCACUGCUAAAUCUUGACAGAUUUUCAAACAAUUUUGUCGAUAACAAACCCUAUUAGCGUGGUGAUGAUUCGGGCGGGAGGUCAAAAUUAAGUACGCAGUUAAUUUACUGCAUCUUUGUUUGAAAAAAGCUUGAAAAUUGAUCCAUUUGUGGCUAUUUCAAAAUACACACCCCGUUGACGAGAAUCGCAUGAUCCUGACACAAAAUGGCCGACAUUUGAUAACGGCUGUAUCCGGAUUGGCUAACAACGCGUAUUCCAACCGCUUGCAUCCUGGCACUUGCCUGCAUCCUGGUCACUAGCAAGUUCCCGGACCAAAAACAGGAACCAUCCCAGGCGAUGAGCGCGGCGGAGGAGCGGGACGACGUCGCGGCGGAGACGGUCGAGUCGCUCGCGGAGACUCGGGACGGCAGCGUGGUCUCGCGCUCUCCCGCCCACGCUACUCCGCCGUCACUCGCCGAACCGCCCGUGUCUUGCGUGCGCGAGAAUGAUGACGACGAGGGCGGGCCUCACGCCAAGAAGGCGCGCGUCUCGGCGGAGGAGUCCGCCGCCGCAUCCUUUUCUCUCGUCGCGAUGCCAGGUGAGACGAGGGACGGGGAGCUCGCCGGGUUCGGGUCGACGGCGCCGAGCCCGUCCUCGGCGACCGACGGCUGCGAGAGCUUUGAGGUGACCGCGACGGACGACCGCGACGGCAUCGCUGGGGAGGACGCGGCUCAAUUUCAGGUCCUGUGCGACGAGGAAGCCGGUUUGUCGCCCGACGAGAAAGCGGAGGUGGCGGCCGUCAGUCAGGCGUGGUUCACCACCAAAGAAGACAAAGACUCGCUCGCCAACAAAGGUCACAAGUGGAGACAAGGAAUGUGGUCCAAAGAGGAGAUCGACAUUCUCAUGAGCAACAUCGAACAAUACGUCAAGAGUCGAGGCGUGGAGGACCCGGCCGAGAUCGUCUUCGAGAUGUCCAAAGAGGAGCGGAAAGAUUUUUACCGCUCGGUGGCGGUGGGCCUCAACAGGCCGCUCUUUGCCGUCUACCGACGAGUCUUGCGCAUGUACGACAACCGCAACCACGUGGGCAAGUACACUCCGGGAGAGAUUGAGAAGUUGAAAAGCCUGAGGGAUCGCCACGGCAACGACUGGGCCACCAUCGGCGCCGCGCUGGGCCGCAGCGCGUCCUCUGUCAAGGAUCGCUGUCGCCUAAUGAAGGACACCUGCAACACGGGCAAGUGGAGCGAGGAGGAGGAGCGACGUCUGGCCGAGGUGGUGUACGAAAUGGCGGGCGCGUCCCCGGGCUCGGCGGUGACCGGGGGCGUUUCCUGGGCCUCGGUGGCCAACCGGGUGGGCACGCGCUCCGAGAAGCAGUGCCGCUCCAAGUGGCUCAACUACCUCAACUGGAAGCAGAGCGGCGGCACCGACUGGACCAAAGACGACGAUCUCGUCCUCGCGCGCAGGAUUUUGGAGCUGGACGUGGUCGAUGAGAACGAAAUCAAAUGGGAGGAGCUGGCGGGCGGCUGGCGUAGCGUGCGCUCGCCCCAGUGGUUGCGCUCCAAAUGGUGGAGCAUCAAGAGACAAGUGGCCAAUCACAAGGCCGUCCCCUUCCCGGUUCUGGUCAAGGGCCUCCACGAAGUGAUGUCCACGAGCGCCGCUUCCUCGCUUCAGAUCCGCCUGGGCCGCUCGGAGGAAGGCGGCUCGGGUUCGACGGCGCUGCAGAGCUGCGCGGUGCAGAUCCCGCUUCAGAUCGCGCACCUGGGUAAGUCGCCGCCGCCCCCCGCCCGCGUUCCUUGUCCGACGGUUAAAUCGACUGCGUCUCCAUCCUCAGAGUCUUCGGCGGCCGGCGGCGAGGGCGAUACCGUCGCGCUGAACGGCGGAGCGCUGCAGGCCUUUGAGAUUCUUCCGUCAUUCCAGCUGCAGCCCACCGCCACGCCGGGCACGUACGUCCUGCAGACCUCCUCCAAUCAGAGCCUGCCGCUUGGCUUGGCCGACAACGGCACGGUGACCUUGACAACCGGCUCCUCUUCAUCCCACGAGCACAUCAUCCUGCACGGUCUAACGACGGACGGCCUGUGCGGCGACGGCAUCAUCAUCCAGACGCUGGCCUCGGACGAGACGGAGGGACGGCGCCGGGAUCUUCUGGCCGAUCCGGAAAAGGCGUCCGCAGAGGAGCCGACGACCGACGAGCUGAUUUUGCCCGCGGCCGACGCUCCGGCGGCGCAUUCGUCAAUGGACGGCGGUGGCGCCGUCCUCAUCGUGCCCUCUCCCAACAUCAGCAGCACGCUGACAGAUCCCAUCUUGGAGAACCAGGACGGCUGCGAUUAGGACACUAUCCAGGUUUUUCCUUUUUUUUUUUUUUACAAGUCAAGUGCCAAUUUUUCAAGUUUUGUGGCGCGUGAUCAAGAAAAAUGCCAUCUCAUUUUACUUCAUGUAUUUAUUCAGUCAAAUAUUAAAUACAAACAAAAGAAAAACAUUGUGUUGACAAUCCGAAAGUCGUGGUGAGCUUUAUUCUUCAGGUGGGGAACAUGUUAAAAGUAUCAAACAUAAAACCCCUCA
This is a messenger RNA of Corythoichthys intestinalis (scribbled pipefish), 2766 nucleotides long. It is a transcript of the gene dmtf1, whose product is annotated as cyclin D binding myb-like transcription factor 1. The record is from RefSeq and is a predicted model, not a curated record. NCBI's taxonomy places the organism in Eukaryota, Metazoa, Chordata, Actinopteri, Syngnathiformes, Syngnathidae. The transcript has 14 exons. Gene Ontology annotation, cellular component: nucleus. Gene Ontology annotation, molecular function: DNA-binding transcription factor activity, RNA polymerase II-specific; RNA polymerase II cis-regulatory region sequence-specific DNA binding. Gene Ontology annotation, biological process: regulation of transcription by RNA polymerase II. Bases 568 to 2535 code for a protein of 655 amino acids.